Messenger RNA from Jaculus jaculus (lesser Egyptian jerboa), 3452 nucleotides. RefSeq names its product protein tyrosine phosphatase receptor type N (gene Ptprn). NCBI's taxonomy places the organism in Eukaryota, Metazoa, Chordata, Mammalia, Rodentia, Dipodidae. The record is from RefSeq and is a predicted model, not a curated record. Bases 1 to 2943 code for a protein of 980 amino acids. Gene Ontology annotation, biological process: protein dephosphorylation. The transcript has 23 exons. Gene Ontology annotation, cellular component: secretory granule. Gene Ontology annotation, molecular function: protein tyrosine phosphatase activity.
AUGCGGCGGCCGCGGCGGCCCGGGGGUCCCGGAGGCUCCGGGGGGCUCCGGCUGCUCGUCUGCCUGCUGCUGCUGAGCGGACGUCCCGGGGGCUGCAGCGCCGUCAGUGCCCACGGCUGUCUGUUUGACCGCAGGCUCUGCUCUCACCUUGAAGUCUGUAUUCAAGAUGGCUUGUUUGGACAGUGCCAGGCGGGAGCGGGGCAGGCCCGGCCCCUUUUGCAGGUCACCUCCCCAAUUCUCCAACGCUUACAAAGUGUGCUCCGGCAGCUCAUGUCCCAAGGACUGUCCUGGCACGAUGACCUCACACAGUAUGUGAUCUCACAGGAGAUGGAGCGCAUCCCUAGACUUCACUCCCCUGAACCCCGCACAAGGGACAGGUCUGGCUUGGUGUCCAGGAGACCCGGUCCUCCCGGAGAGCUGCUGUCACAGGGCAACCCUACUGGCUCUGCCCCCGCUGCCCCAGGGCUUCCUCGACCUCCAGUGGGUGGCAGUGGAACUGGGGUGGGCUCCCCCCUGUCUCCGCUGCAGGCUGAGCUGCUGCCCCCGCUCUUGGAGCAUCUGCUGCUGCCCCCGCAGCCUCCCCACCCUGCCCUGAGUUAUGAGCCCACCUUGCUGCGGCCCUACACGUUCCACCAGUUCGGCUCCCGUGACGGCGGCUCCCGGAGCUCGGAGAGCCCGGCGGGGCUAGUGGGUGUCAGCCCCCUGCCCAAGGCCGAGGCGCCGGCCCUCUUCAGCAGAACUGCCUCCAAGGCCGCAUUUGGGACCCAUUCAGGCCACUCCUAUGGGGACCUUCCAGGGCCUUCACCUGCUCAGCUCUUCCAGGACUCAGGGCUGCUCUACCUGGCCCAGGAGUUGCCAGGGCCUGGCAGGGCCAGAAUGCCAAGGCUGCCAGAGCAAGGGGACAGCAGCCAGACAGAGGAAUCCUCAGAGGUCUAUGAGGAGGAAGGACUAGGGAGUCGUGGGGAGAAGCCCCCGUCACCAGCAGUACAGCCAGAUGCAACCCUGCAGAAACUAGCCGCUGUGCUGGCAGGCUAUGGACUGGAGCUGCGUCAGCUGACCCCUGAGCAGCUGUCCACCCUCUUGACCCUGCUGCAGCUGCUGCCCAAGGGUGCGGGAAGAAAUCUUGGAGGGGUUGUAAAUGUUGGAGCUGAUAUCAAGAAAACAGUGGAGAAGCAGGUGCAGGGUGCAGACACAGCAGAGCCUGUACCCCCCAUGCCCUCCCUGCCCGGACACCCCACUGCCAGCCCAACCUCCAAAAAAGCCCAGCAGGUGUCGAGCCCUGCCUCCACAGAACCCCCCAAAACAGUCAGUCCUCCUGGAGUCCCCGCUGUGCUUUUGGAGAAGAAAAGUCCCCUGGGCCAGAGCCAGUCCACAGUGACGGGACAGCCAUCGGCUCAUCUGUCCUCAGAAGAGUACGGCUACAUCGUCACUGACCAGAAACCCCUGAGCCUGGCGGCGGGCGUGAGGCUGCUGGAGCUCCUGGCCGAGCGAGUGCACGUGUCCUCGGGCAGCUUCAUCAACAUCAGUGUGGUGGGACCGGCCCUCACCUUCCGGAUCCAGCACAAUGAGCAGAACCUGUCUUUGGCGGAUGUGACCCAGCAAGCUGGGCUGGUGAAGUCCGAACUGGAAGCCCAGACAGGGCUCCAAAUAUUGCAGACGGGAGUGGGACAGAGGGAGGAGGCAGCCGCAGUCCUUCCCCGGGCAGCCCACACCGGUUCCCCUACGCGCUCCGUGCUGCUUACUCUGGUGGCCCUGGCAGGUGUCGCUGGGCUGCUAGUGGCUUUGGCGGUAGCCCUGUGUGUGCGCCACCAUGCACGGCAGCGGGACAAGGAGCGCCUGGCAGCCCUGGGGCCCGAGGGGGCCCAUGGUGACACUACUUUUGAGUACCAGGAUCUGUGUCGCCAGCACAUGGCCACAAAGUCCCUGUUUAACCGGGCAGAGGGUCCUCCAGAGCCUUCUCGGGUGAGCAGUGUGUCCUCACAGUUCAGUGACGCGGCCCAGGCCAGCCCCAGCUCCCACAGCAGCACACCGUCGUGGUGCGAGGAGCCUGCCCAGGCCACCAUGGAUAUCUCCACAGGACACAUGAUUCUGGCAUACAUGGAAGAUCACCUCCGGAACCGGGACCGCCUGGCCAAGGAGUGGCAGGCCCUAUGUGCCUACCAAGCAGAGCCAAACACCUGCGCCACUGCACAGGACGAGGGCAACGCAAAGAAGAACCGCCAUCCCGACUUCCUUCCCUAUGACCAUGCCCGCAUCAAGCUGAAGAUGGAGAGCAGUCCUUCUCGGAGUGAUUACAUCAAUGCCAGCCCUAUUAUCGAGCACGACCCUCGGAUGCCAGCCUACAUAGCCACUCAGGGACCACUGUCCCAUACCAUUGCAGACUUCUGGCAGAUGGUGUGGGAGAGUGGUUGCACUGUCAUCGUUAUGCUGACCCCCCUGGUGGAGGAUGGCGUCAAGCAGUGUGACCGCUACUGGCCAGAUGAGGGUUCCUCCCUCUAUCAUGUAUAUGAGGUGAACCUGGUGUCCGAGCACAUCUGGUGCGAGGACUUCCUGGUACGAAGCUUCUACCUGAAAAACGUGCAGACCCAGGAGACGCGCACGCUCACGCAGUUCCACUUCCUCAGCUGGCCGGCAGAGGGCACCCCCGCCUCCACCCGGCCGCUGCUGGACUUCCGCAGGAAAGUGAACAAGUGCUACCGCGGCCGUUCCUGCCCCAUCAUUGUGCACUGCAGCGACGGCGCAGGGAGGACGGGUACCUACAUCCUCAUCGACAUGGUACUGAACCGCAUGGCGAAAGGCGUGAAAGAAAUCGACAUCGCGGCCACCCUGGAGCAUGUCCGUGACCAGAGGCCUGGCCUCGUCCGCUCUAAGGACCAGUUUGAAUUUGCGUUGACAGCUGUGGCAGAGGAGGUGAAUGCCAUCCUCAAGGCCCUGCCCCAGUGAGACACCCCUAGGCCCCUCGGUGGGCAGCUCAGCCUCGGCUCCCUCUGCCUAUGUGAGCAUCUCUCUCAGCCCCCACCCACCCCCAGCCCUGGCCCCUCUUGGGCAAGCCAGCCCUUCCCGAUGCAGUGUGGAAGGAAGUGGGGGUAAGAUGGAGCAGGCCUGUCCCACAUGCCACAGCCGGGACAGCCCGUGGGCAGCUGGCAGUGUCCAGGAGCAGCAGAAUGAGCAGCAGGUGUGCCCAAGCUUCCUCUGGCCUGAGUCCCUGGGCUCUCUGUCCCCUGGCUCUGGAUGCUCCCAGCCUGUAUGCAGCAUAGACAGGGCAGAGUAGGGGACCCCAGCUCUCCAACCCUGCCACCGACCUGCUACCUUGACCCACAUGCCGCCACGCUGCCCCCCACAUGUGCCCACGUGUGCCGCUCCACCUUUCCCUCUAGCACAAGAGAACAUUUCUAGAAAAAUCUACUUUUGUAUCAAUGUGAAUAAAGUUAGUGUCGUCUGUGCAGCUGCAA